AACACUUGAACUCUCGACGAGGAGAUAAUAAUAAUAACCCUGAAUAUCUAACCUGGGUGAUGGAAAUCUUCAUUUCCAUUGUCUAACUGGAGAAUCACUAUUGGAUAUCCACUGACACUAGCAUGCCAUCAUUGUGGGUUGCAACGCUGCCUGUAUUAUUCUUGCUCCUCGGAAAAAGGUAACACAGCACGUCAACUUGAAGCUCCACCGGUCGACCUCGUUGUCCGUGUUUACCCGUGACUCAGCCUAGGUAGAAUCAAGUUGGAACCCCUCCAAGAGAUUUGCAAAGUGUCUUGAUCUGAUCAACUCUCAUCCUCUCUUUCGCCCCUGAGGGAACAUGUGUCUAUGUAUACGUUUUCUAUAGAGAACACUUAUUAAGAGACCCCCGCGAAACUCAUAACUCACAAUGGCUUCACUAUCGGCACUACGCUCAGCCUACCCAUGGGUCAAAACACCACUGAUCGCCUGCGCUCCGAUGCUUCGCAUCGCAACAGCACCAUUAGCUGUCGCAGUCUCUCGAGCAGGCGGCCUGGGGUUCCUAGCUGCGGGGUUCGACCUCUCAGAUCUGGAAGCGAAUCUAAAGCACUCUGCGGAAUUGCUCGCGAAAAUAGAUCCCCCAAUUGACCAGAGAGACAAGAAAGAUGUCCUCCCCAUCGGUGUCGGCUUCAUCAACUGGGGCGCAGACUUAGCGACAGCAGUUGCCGCCAUUAAACGAUACACACCUUGCGCCGUAUGGUUCUUCGCUCCGGCGUCACUACCUGGUGAUCUCAUCCCAUGGGCUGAAGCAAUCCGCUCUGCCACUAACAACAGGACCAAAAUAUGGGUACAAGUCGGCAGCGUAUCUGAGGCUGUUUCAGUGGCAGAGUCCUUCCAGCCCGACGUCCUGGUCAUUCAGGGCUCCGACGCUGGCGGACAUGGCCUCGCCCGCUCCUCCUCGGUCAUGGCCCUCCUGCCAGAAGUCAAGGAUACACUCCGGGAACGCAAUCAGGGCCAUAUUCCUUUGAUCGCGGCCGGUGGAAUCACAGAUGGACGCGGCUUAGCCGCGUCGCUCGCCCUAGGUGCUUCGGGAGUCGUCAUGGGCACUCGUUUCCUUGCGUCGAAGGAAGCCAACAUCUCACAUGGAUAUCAGAUGGAACUCCUCCGCGCUUCAGAUGGGGGUAUCAGCACGGUCCGUACCAAGAUUUACGACAAAGUUAGAGGUUUUACGUCUUGGCCUGAACGGUAUAAUGGACGGGGAGUCAUUAAUCGGACCUACGUAGAUGCGGUAGAGAAAGGCACGCCCGAUGAGGAGAAUAGGAGAUUAUACGAGGAAGAGGUCAAGAAGGGAGAUGCGGGAUGGGGUCCGGAUGGGAGGAUGACGACCUACGCCGGUACGGGGGUCGGGCUUCUGAAGGAUAUCCUACCGGCUGGGGAGAUUGUUAGGAAUACGCGACUUGAAGCUGAGCGGACGACUAAGAAUCUAGCUGCCGAACAGUACGACAAUUAAGUUGGAAGUCGGCAAUCCGAUAUUAUUUCACUAUGAUAAUAGUUUUGAAGGCCAUUCUAAUAAAAAGAGAAAUGUCGAAU
Paecilomyces variotii is the source of this 1566-nucleotide messenger RNA. Its product is annotated as putative oxidoreductase. The record is from RefSeq and is a predicted model, not a curated record. The transcript has a single exon. NCBI's taxonomy places the organism in Eukaryota, Fungi, Ascomycota, Eurotiomycetes, Eurotiales, Thermoascaceae. The coding region runs from base 407 to 1486 and encodes 359 amino acids. Gene Ontology annotation, molecular function: nitronate monooxygenase activity.